GUUCUAAAAUGUAACAAGAAAGCAAAAAGAAACAAGAUGAAGAAACGAAGUAAGAAAAGAAGAAGAGGAUCGAUCUGCCAGAGAAUCCUCGUACUUUCUUGAAAUUCUUUGUCAAGAUCAAAUCACGGACCUUCCCAACGAGUCGCACGAGCACGGAAUACAUAGGACGGAUGUCCACGCACGAUCGCGCACAGUCCUACGAAAUCACCCAAGUACGAGUGCAGUCACGCGUGUGCGUCUACGCGAACACAAAGAAAAUACGUAUGACGAAGAGAAUAUUGAGAGCGGGGACAACCGAUGCCGAUUGGUAUAAAGUCUGCUCGCUCGGUCCUUCUUAGCACGCAGUCUUCGGGGCAGCAACCAGCAAACGUCCAGACUCCAAUUACCAUGGAUUUCAAAACUCUUAGUUUUUUUACGACUCUCCUAGCCGCCUGUCACGGAGGCCUUCUGCCUGGAGCAACCACAGCAGUAGGACUUGCUGCUGCACCAGCCGCGGUUCUUCGAACAGAGAAUUACGAUCCGAAUCCUCAAUAUAGUUUCAGUUAUAGCGUCGCUGAUGGACUUACUGGUGACAACAAGGCUCAAGAAGAAACACGCAGUGGUGACGUCGUUCAGGGUAGCUACAGUCUGAUCGAACCAGAUGGUUCUCGACGAAUUGUCUCGUACGCUGCUGAUCCGAUCAACGGAUUCAAUGCCGUCGUACAGAAGGACCCUAGCGUAACCGUAACGAAGACCGCCGUAGCUGCACCAGUUGCACCGGUCGCUGCUGUAGCCGCUGCUCGACCUGCUGUGGCAGUCGCAGCACCCCAACUUCUUGCUCGUCCUGCAUCAGUCCUUGCAGCUGCUACAGCACCAGCCGCGGUAGCUCUUCGUCCUCAGAUUGCUCUUGGCGCACCCUUGCUUCGAUCCUCUCUGGUUGCCGGCUCUGCUCUGGCAGCGCCUAAUGUACUAACUACGAAUCUUGGACUUGGACUUGGACUUAGGACAGGAUCGCUCUACGGUACGCAAGCUCUUCUAGCGGGUGCUUACGGAGCCGGUGGCAUCGUGAAGGUUCAUUAGACCCGAUAACUCCUCGUUCGGCUCGGCUUAGCUCGACGACACGACCAUGUCUCACUCCCACUCGCACUGUUGUUAUUAUAACGUUUGCUCUUUGUGUCUUUACUCGCGACGCGAUCCCGCAAGAAUUUCUCUCUUUCCUCUUUUCUCUCCGACAAAGACGCAAAAAAAAACUUCUUUACUAAUCGUAUUUUACAUAUCUACAUACAACCUCCGAUCAUCGGUUUCUCGUAAAACAACCAACCACUUUAGCACAGUUGUUUUCGUGUCUCGUUCACCACCAUAACCAACAGCACCAGUCUUCUACCGAUCAUGAAAUUUGUCCAUUCACCAAAGCCCACCGAAUUCAUCGAAUUUUUAUUUCGACCUGAUUUCAACCUGUCGUUCAUCGAAAUAAUCUUGAUAAAUCUUCAAAGGACUAAAUCCCACGAUCUACUUAAGCUGCUCCUAAGAUCGAAGGAUUCUCAUCGGAAUGUGUAUCGGUGUUUGGGUUUUUUUUUUUCUGUUCGUUUUUUAUUUCUUUUAAACGUACGUGCUUGAAGGAAACAAAAAGUGAAGUGAUCGUGGCCGAAGGAUCGAGGGUAUUCUUUCGUUGUCCUUUCGAUGAAUGGAAAGAUCUCGAUGCUCGGUGACAGUGUUCGAUCGGUUAUUUUGGAUCCUUGAAAUUUACGAAAUUGAGCGUCGCGCUAUGGAAAGAGGAGGACCAAUUGGAUCCGUCGCACAUAUUUACUAUAAAUACGCGUUCAUUAAAUAUAUACAUAUAUAUACACGUACGUACCUAUUAUACGUAACAUAACAAUAUAAUAUAUAUAACGAUAUAAUAUAUAUAUCAUAUGUAUGUGUGUAUAUAUAUAUCAUGUAUAUAUGUACAUAUAGUGUAUAUAUAUAUAUAUAUAUGAACGCAUCAGGCGAUAUAAAUCUUUAGAUAUUCGACAUUCUGUGACACGUAACGCUUGCGUUUCGACGCGUAGUUUUCCUUCCGCAUUUAUCAGCUCUUUGAAAGUUUAUCAGGGAGAUCGAGAGAGUUCCAUGUCGAAUCAGCCGAAUUUAAUCUUUAUCUUUUUUGCAUUAUUCCGUCAUCGGUCGUCCCACUACCAACCAUUACUACUAUUAUUACGAUUAAUACUAUUACUACUAUUACUACCACCACCACCACCACCACCACUUCUACCACCACCACAUUUAUCGUUUUGCACAUGUCCCUCUUUUUGUUUUAAUCAAUUUUUGUUUAUUUUUGUUCAUUCUUGCAUUACCUACUUCCUGUGUGUGUUUUUUUUUUCUCGUUCGUCGUUCCUUGCUUCUCUCAAUACAUGAUUUAUCUCGUGAAACAUUGAAAGUCGUGAUAAUAAAUGUGUUCCUGACUCGAUCUUGAUUAUCUAAGUUAAAAUCGUGUUAAAUUUUUCUGAUUACUAUUCAGUCGACCCACAGUUUCCACCCCUUCAACCAACCUCUCAAAUACCACUACCAAUACGACUUAACAUACGUGUAAUAAUCCUCAUUCUUUUAAGCAUAAGUAAGCCGUUUUAUGUACUACGGCACGUACGCGGCACGGAUUAUAUAUACCAGUUGUGUGAACCUUGAAAUAAAAAGAUAAGUUUUCACGCUAACUAUAAUUUUAAAUGA
Vespula vulgaris is the source of this 2679-nucleotide messenger RNA. RefSeq names its product cuticle protein 19.8-like. Gene Ontology annotation, cellular component: extracellular matrix. Bases 298 to 1059 code for a protein of 253 amino acids. The record is from RefSeq and is a predicted model, not a curated record. NCBI's taxonomy places the organism in Eukaryota, Metazoa, Arthropoda, Insecta, Hymenoptera, Vespidae. The transcript has 4 exons.